UCGAUUGGAUUCCGAUGGACGGCGGGGAUCCCCCGAUUCCCUCUCCCCCUCCCCUCUCCCUCCUCUUUUAACCACCUCCCCGAGCCCCGACCCUCCCCCGUAGCCUCGCCACUCGCCUCUCGCCUCACUCCUCCUCGGCCUCACGCUCCCCAAGAACUCAAGAAGACGACGAGGGCAAGCCGCGGCCGCCGCCGUAGCCACCGCCGGGGGGGUUCCGUCCGAGGUGACCAUGUCCACGGCCACGAGGAAGCGUCCCCGGAACAGCGGCUCCGCGUCCCGGAGCAGCGGCGGCUCCACGCCGUCGCCGUCGCCGUUCGCCAUGCGGCGGACCACGAGCCUGUCGGACCUCGCGGCCCCGCCGCAGGAGAUGGUGGCCGGGCGCGCGCCCGCGCGGACGGCGAUGGGUGAGGCGUCCGCGGCCGGGGCGGGGUCGUCCGUGUGGGGCGCCGGGAUGAAGCGGCACUCGGCGUCGGCGGACUGCUUCACCGUGCCGGAGGCGGCGUUCCUCAAGGUCUGCGGGCUCUGCGAGCGCGGCCUCGGGCCCGGACGCGACACCUUCAUCUACAUGGGUGAGGUGGCCUUCUGCAGCCAGGAGUGUAGGCAGCAUAAGAUGAACCUCGAUGAGCUCAGGGAGAAGAAGUGCUCCACUCCGGCCGGCGGCGGAGGCGGUGACGGCUCAGACCCGUCCGGCAAAAGCAGCACCAUAGCAGCUGCUUAGCAUGGUCAGAGGUGGGGAAAUCAAGCUAAGAAAAAUUUUGGAACCCUUGUACAGGGCCCAAAUGCAUUAGUCUGCAUCAGCAUAUGUAUAUCCUAUAUUUGUGGAGUUGCUGUGUGUAUAUUGGUGGGAAGGGAACUAGGGAAGAGAUUGGAACUGGGCAUGCAUGUCUGCAAUAGGUUUGCAAGGCAUCUGGGCCUGUGGGGAUGUGCCUGUUGAACCCUGGUGCAGAUUAGGACUGGGAUCUGCUCCUGUUUUGUUAAAUUUUCCUGAAGGAAGAACAUAAGUUCUCCAAAUUAUUGGCAAAUCCGCUAGCUUCUUUUUAAAAAAAAUUUAAGAUGUUUGAUGCAA
Panicum virgatum (switchgrass) is the source of this 1066-nucleotide messenger RNA. RefSeq names its product FCS-Like Zinc finger 16-like. The coding region runs from base 230 to 718 and encodes 162 amino acids. Lineage: Eukaryota; Viridiplantae; Streptophyta; Magnoliopsida; Poales; Poaceae. The transcript is spliced from 2 exons. The record is from RefSeq and is a predicted model, not a curated record.